AUGGGCGUUGCGAAAACGAUUUUCUCGGCCGGUCGCACUUCUAGCAAUAUCAAAUGUAAAAGUGUCUGGGUCUGGAAGAAUGCAAUUUGUCAUGCUAAGUCUGAAGCAUGCAAAAAUCUGUGUUGCAUGAUUACCAAAAGUCGUCCAGUUUUGACCAAGUCGGGAAGCAGUUUCUCAUGCAGGAUAGGCAUGGGAAAGAUCGCACAGAAUCUGUCAUGCUGUGUCCUGCAUUCCAGACCUCAUGGGUCAUGGAAAUUCUGCAUGACAAAUCGCGCAUUCUUCCAGACCCAGACAUUUUUACAUUUGAUAAGCAACAGUUGAAAACCAAAAAUGUAUAAUGUGCUAAACACACGUAA
Amoebophrya sp. A120 is the source of this 356-nucleotide messenger RNA. The record is from the annotation of a GenBank genome assembly. NCBI's taxonomy places the organism in Eukaryota, Dinophyceae, Syndiniales, Amoebophryaceae.